Messenger RNA from Sarcophilus harrisii (Tasmanian devil), 1852 nucleotides. It is a transcript of the gene SF3A3, whose product is annotated as splicing factor 3a subunit 3. Gene Ontology annotation, cellular component: nucleus; spliceosomal complex. The transcript is spliced from 16 exons. The record is from RefSeq and is a predicted model, not a curated record. NCBI's taxonomy places the organism in Eukaryota, Metazoa, Chordata, Mammalia, Dasyuromorphia, Dasyuridae. Gene Ontology annotation, biological process: mRNA splicing, via spliceosome. Gene Ontology annotation, molecular function: RNA binding; zinc ion binding. Bases 273 to 1628 code for a protein of 451 amino acids.
GGGAAGGAGGGAAUUCAGAACUGAUUUUUUUUUUUAACUCUCUUUUGUGGACACUUUUUGUCUCAUCUCUGAGGGAAUUGUCUGCUAGCUAAGGUCUUGAUGGCUGAGGCCAGCCUGCUGUGCUCUUAACUUUCCAGUUAGUUAGAUUUCCCCUAGGUCUUGGGCCAAAAAAAAGGAAGCUCAAAAAAUGAAUUGUUGGGACGGUGGCAGGCUGGCAGAGAAAGAACUUUAAGGGGGAAUAGACCUUCCUCCUGAAAUUAUGUCACAGGUAUAUGGAAGUAAGUGGGAACCUGAGAGACUUAUAUGAUGACAAAGAUGGGUUAAGAAAAGAGGAGCUCAGUGCUAUUUCAGGACCAAAUGAAUUUGCAGAAUUCUACAAUAGACUCAAACAGAUAAAAGAAUUCCACCGGAAGCACCCAAAUGAGAUUUGUGUGCCGAUGUCAGUGGAAUUUGAGGAGCUUCUGAAAGCCAGAGAAAAUCCUAGUGAAGAGGCUCAAAACUUGGUGGAGUUCACAGAUGAAGAAGGAUAUGGCCGUUACUUGGAUCUUCAUGACUGCUAUCUUAAGUACAUUAACUUAAAAGCAUCUGAGAAACUGGAUUAUAUCACAUACCUAUCUAUCUUUGACCAGUUAUUUGAUAUUCCCAAAGAAAGGAAGAAUGCAGAGUAUAAGAGGUACCUGGAAAUGCUGCUGGAGUACCUCCAGGACUACACAGACAGGGUGAAGCCCCUACAAGACCAGAAUGAACUGUUUGGGAAGAUUCAGAAUGAAUUUGAAAAGAAGUGGGAUAAUGGUACCUUCCCAGGCUGGCCGAAAGAGACAAGCAGCGCACUGACCCAUGCUGGAGCCCAUCUUGACCUCUCUGCAUUUUCCUCCUGGGAAGAGUUGGCUUCCUUGGGUCUGGACAGACUGAAAUCUGCACUCUUGGCUUUAGGACUAAAAUGUGGCGGUACACUGGAAGAGAGAGCCCAGAGGUUGUUCAGCACUAAAGGCAAGUCCCUGGAAUCAUUGGACUCCUCUCUGUUUGCUAAGAAUCCCAAAUCAAAGGGAACCAAGAGAGACACUGAGAGGAACAAAGAUAUUGCUUUCCUUGAAGCCCAGAUAUAUGAAUACGUAGAAAUUCUUGGGGAACAGCGACAUCUCACUCAUGAAAAUGUACAGCGCAAACAGGCACGGACAGGAGAAGAAAGAGAGGAGGAAGAAGAAGAGCAGAUAAGUGAGAGUGAAAGUGAAGAUGAAGAGAAUGAGAUUAUCUACAACCCCAAAAACCUGCCCCUAGGUUGGGAUGGCAAACCCAUUCCCUACUGGCUCUACAAGCUACAUGGCCUCAAUAUCAACUAUAAUUGUGAGAUCUGUGGCAACUACACCUAUCGUGGGCCCAAGGCCUUCCAGAGGCAUUUUGCGGAGUGGCGUCAUGCUCAUGGCAUGAGGUGCUUGGGCAUUCCAAAUACAGCUCACUUUGCUAAUGUGACUCAGAUCGAAGAUGCUGUCUCUUUGUGGGCCAAAUUGAAACUGCAGAAGGCUUCUGAGCGGUGGCAGCCUGACACAGAGGAGGAGUAUGAGGAUUCCAGUGGAAAUGUUGUGAAUAAGAAAACAUAUGAGGAUUUGAAACGUCAGGGAUUGCUCUAGUGCUUGAGGACAAGCACAGUGACUGGUUGAUCAUCCCAGGAUUUGGCAUUUUUUUAUUCUACACAAGCACAUGUUCCCAAAGACUCUGCUAUGUGAUCUAACAUUCUAGCAUGUGUCUUGUGAAGACAAGAAUUGUGGACAUAGUGAAGAUUUGUGGACUUAGUGAAGAUUUGAAAUAUGUUUAAACUUUUGUUUUAUAUUAAAAAGGGUUCUGAAAAAAAAAA